AUGGACCUGCAAGCCAAUCCCGUCAAUGAGAUUCUUUACAUCAAUUUCAAUCAGGAUAACACCUGCUUUGUUUGUGGCACCCAAAGUGGCUUCCGCGUGUACAGCACGGAUCCUUUCAACCUCACGUUCCGCAGAGAGGACGGCGGCGGGUUGGGCGUGGUUUGCAUGCUCUUCCGCACGAACAUCUUAGCCUUCACGGGAGGUGGUGAAAACCCACGCUUUCAGCCGCAGAACGUGGUGAUCUGGGACGACCGCAACACGCGGAUCAUGGCGGAGCUGCGCUUCAAGAGCGCGGUGCGGUCGGUGCAGUUCCGACGGGACUUGGUGGUGGUUGCCACCAGCAACAAGGUCUGGGUCUACAGUUUCAAGACCUUGAGUUUGUUACAUUCCAUCGAGACCAGUGACAACCCCAAAGGUCUCUGCUGUCUUUCCACGGGUGAGCGGGUGCUGCUGCUUUGCCCUGGCAUGCAAAAGGGCAGCGUGCUGGCCACCUUCUAUCCCACUGGCUUUGGCGAUCCAGCAGCCUCGGUGGAGAAAGAAGGCUCCCAGAUCAUCAGCGCGCACGAUUCACCCGUGGCUGCCAUGGCGCUGGACUCGAACUGCUCGAUGAUCGCCACGGCUUCGGAGAAGGGUACCAUCGUUCGAGUCUACGAGAUUCAAGGCAAUGGGAAGCCUAAGAAGGAACUCCGGCGUGGUGCAGACCGGGCGGAGAUCCACAGCUUGGCCUUUAGUCCCACAGGUGAGUACCUGGUGGCAUCCUCCGAUAAAGGCACCGUGCACGUCUUCGCCAUUCGUAGUGGUGGCAUGGAUGCAACGAAUUCGAAGUCGAGCCUCCAACGACUGUCUAGCGUGCUCCCAGACUACUUUUCCUCUGAGUGGAGCUUCGCGCAGUUUCGAGUGCAUGACAUCCGAAGUAUCGCUGCUUUCAGCGUGCAGCAUCCGCACACAGCAUCUUGGCUGCGUCAGAGCUACUUGAAGACUUGGGACUACAUCCCGGAGCAUUUCGUGGCCGAGGAGCUAUUUAGAGCAGCUCGAAGAGCCGUUCUCGCCAUAAGGUUCUACCACCUGCAUUCCCUUUCACACCUCUCCAAUGUUCUCGCGCUGUCGCGCAUGCGCACGGCGGGACUGGUCUACCGAGUGCUCCCUUUUCCGGGUGUCCUCCGCUCAGCCAACAUCCCGCUAGCCACCCGUGUGCAAACUACUCUCCAACGCCUCAAGAAAAGUUGGGUGUCUCCACCAACAGCGCUUCCGAGCUGGCGCCUCCACCAGAUUACGUUCCCUGACCAGUGGAAUGUCCAAAAACUUGAAGCAGAGCGACAUGUCUGGUACAGUCAGAUUGCCUUCUGCGAAUUUGGUCUGGUAGGUGUGGAUGUACGUAGCCACCAAGUAGGAGCAAAGGUGCCCAUGCCCAUCAUCGUCCAGGGCAAUGAAGCACAAGAUCGGCUGUGUGGCACUGCUCUGCAGCAGCCCCUUCCCCAUCCUGUGCUACUGCCUUCCAGAGGCACAUUUGCAUUCCUCAGCAUCCAACGCACCAUGGUCACCUCUCCUGCACGGGCGGCUGUUCGCGCCUUGCUUCGGCAGCAGGCCCUCUCCGAAUGGCAACGCCGUCCUGUUCAAGGUAAACUUGCUUCAUUGCAACAGCGAGUCUUCACUGCUUCCCUUGAUCCGCACUUCCUAUACGUCAUGUUCAACGCUCCCUGCCUCAUCCAUUUUGCGAUGGACAUGGAUGGACUCAGCAGCUCAAAGUUCAGCCUGAGUACGCGCGUGCUGCGCAAUUUCUAUAUGAGCGAAAUCUCCUUGACACACCUCGCACAUGCCCCCCUGUGUCGACUCUCCCCGGGUACACCCCGACACACCACCAUGGAUUGUCCAGUGACGAAGCCAUUGGCAGAUGCUUUGCCCUCCAUCCUCGAGCAGCAUCUGAAAAAGCUGGAUGAGCAGGGCACGAUCUCAUCUGCUGCUCGUGCGUGGCAGCGUUCUCUCAGUCAGCAAGGCCAGGCUCAUCUGUUGCAGGAGCCAGACCCUGUAUCCGCCAGGCAGUGGCUCGUGCACAUUCCUUCUCGUCACGCUGAGCUUACCUCCGACGUGGCUGGACACAGUGCGUCGGCAGUCUUAGCCGAGGGAGAAAGUGAUCUGGCGCAUCGCGGCGUCCUCCCGAUGGAUCUCGGUAAUGCCAUACUGCGGGCGGGCCGUUCUCUUGCUGAGUAUCAGGUCGCACCCUUGGAUGAUCUGGCCCCUGAGCAAUUUGCACACCUCUUGCAUCCUGACCAACUGGCAGACGAACUUGCCCAGGCAUCUGCGCGGAGAAUUCGUUUGAAACCAGUCCUCAACUUCUCAACGCUUCUUUUGCACGGCCUUAGAGCCAUUCGCUAUCACUACGCCACUCGGAUGUCCUUCUUUAUCUCUUGUGUUAAGUUACAUAUGCACCAGCCAGAAGCUGUCCCUCAUCCUUUGGUUCCUGCUGCCCGGUCUCCCUCAGACAGGUUCUCAGCCUGGUGCUCCACUCCGGCUGGGCAGGGUGUCCUCCAACAACUGCGUUGGUUGGCACCUACUCAACAAAUCCUUGUCGCAGCACAGUGCCUGCCUCCUCUCAAGCCCUUUGGGUAUCACUCUCACAAUCUCGAGGAGUUCCUAUUCGCACGGGUACAUCCCUUAGUUGGGGUUUUCACCUGUCAUGGGAUGAUGCCAAAUCUCUACACACCCGCUGCACCUGUGACCUGCUCCCUGGUCCUAUACCAGCCCUCUGUCUCUGCCCCACCUGCGGAGAAGCGUAAACUCAGUCCGCUUCCACCGAAACUUUUCUUGUGUUUGGUGCGGUCCUCCUGGUCCUUGUGUUUGCACCCACCCCAGACCACACCAUCUGCCUCUGCCCAGACUGUGCCCACUCCCGGAUGCACCUUGCAGCUUCCUCUCCUAUCCGUCGCGAGAGCUCUGGCUCCACGUCUCCUCGCUUGCAAAUCGCGCACAGGUAGGCACUCGGGGCCCAUCCCUGCUUCAACCAUUCGCAUCGAUUGUCUAUCUGCUUUUGCCGGUGCUCCUGACCUCAACCCAAUCUUCACCACAGUCAUCAGCAACAUGCGUCGGGAAGGAGCUCUUCUCUGCGCCACUGCGCACGUGAUCGUGUUGUGUGCCAAUGGUUCUUACUACAAGGUGCGCUUUGAUCCGCACAGCUCAGGCGAAAUGACGCGAGAGGACUACUACCAGUUCGAUGACAAAAGCACCCAAGGGGAAGGCCGAAGUACCAGCACGGCUGUCGCUGGGCAGAUCGGGACCUCGUGGAGAUGGGGAUCGGGGCUUGAGUGA
Cladocopium goreaui is the source of this 3303-nucleotide messenger RNA. NCBI's taxonomy places the organism in Eukaryota, Dinophyceae, Suessiales, Symbiodiniaceae. The record is from the annotation of a GenBank genome assembly.